This is a messenger RNA of Aspergillus novofumigatus IBT 16806, 1155 nucleotides long. RefSeq lists its product as uncharacterized. The record is from RefSeq and is a predicted model, not a curated record. The coding region runs from base 1 to 1155 and encodes 384 amino acids. The transcript is spliced from 2 exons. NCBI's taxonomy places the organism in Eukaryota, Fungi, Ascomycota, Eurotiomycetes, Eurotiales, Aspergillaceae.
AUGUAUCACUACGCCUCACCACCACCUGGGUGGUCCUCGUUCGAUUACAUGAACUCUCCUCCCACGUCUCCUCACUAUGCCUACUACGCGACACAGUUUGCGAAUCCCUACGUUUCUCCUCGAGGCACGACGAAGCGCCACAAUCGCAAGGCCAGCUACGCCGCCCCAAGGAAUCAGGAGCAUGGCAUUCCGGCUAUGGCCAAAGCUUCUACGAAGCGAUGCCGGAAUAUGGCACGCCGCCACGCAAGCACGAGAAUGUCCAGCGCGACCGGCCUCUGGGACAAGACCGGUUAUCAUUUCUAUGAGACACCGUAUUCGUCGGCACAACAUCGCUCCUCCAUCUUUGUGGAUGUGGUCGAUGAUGUGUUCGAUGACCGACCGCCCGUUACGCCCAAGCGGGACAGCUACGCCCAGCCGCGUCGCCAGCCGUCGUCGUCUCAACGCAAGGCAAGGCCACCCACUGAUCCCUCCUCUCCUCAGGUCCCCGCGUACGACGACCAGGAUUCCCCCAAGCGAUCGCGGGCGCGCCGCCAGUCCACCUCCACGCGCACCCCAUCCAAGCCCAAGCCGUCCGCCAGCCCCAAGGCACCACCCAAGGCGACCGAGGAGGACGCCGCCCGUGCCGGAAUUCCGCCGGGCUAUUCGAUCAAGAACUGGGACCCGACCGAGGCGCCUAUCAUUCUGUUAGGAAGUGUUUUCGAUGCGAACUCGCUGGGCAAGUGGAUCUAUGACUGGACUGUUUUCCACCACGGUGCCUCGACCCCGAUGGCCGACGUGGCGGGUGACUUGUGGUUGCUUCUGAUCAAGCUGGCGGGUAAGGUGAAGCGAGCGGACGAGUGCCUGGAUCGAAUUAAACGACCCGAGGCGCAGGAGAUUGUGGAGGAUUUCUUGGAGAGUGGCGAACGCCUGUGGGCGCGGUUCAAGAAGCUGCUGCGCACAUGUGAGCAGUUCAUGUGGAAGGCAGCCAAGCGGGAGAAUGGUGGCAAGGGCCCCGUCUCGAUGGGCCGCAAUGCUGGCUGUGAAUUCGUCGAGUCGAUUUUCGGUCGCGACCGCGAGUUGGAGAAUACGGAGAAAUUGAUGAACAGCAUCCGGGUGUGGAACAUGCGGUUUGAUGCAAACUGCGAAGAGAUCCUCCGAAGACCGUCGUCUGCUUAG